Messenger RNA from Mycosarcoma maydis (corn smut), 1035 nucleotides. Its product is annotated as putative short chain 3-hydroxyacyl-CoA dehydrogenase. Gene Ontology annotation, cellular component: mitochondrion. The record is from RefSeq and is a predicted model, not a curated record. NCBI's taxonomy places the organism in Eukaryota, Fungi, Basidiomycota, Ustilaginomycetes, Ustilaginales. Gene Ontology annotation, biological process: fatty acid beta-oxidation. The transcript has a single exon. Gene Ontology annotation, molecular function: (3S)-3-hydroxyacyl-CoA dehydrogenase (NAD+) activity; NAD+ binding. Bases 1 to 1035 code for a protein of 344 amino acids.
AUGAUGCUUCAACCCUCCCGAGUCGCGUUGCGGGCCGCUCAGGCAAAGGCAGGCAUCUCUACCUCGAUGAGUCGAUCGGCCACCCGCGCUUUUUCGACUUCGUUGGUACAGAACAAGGACGUGCAGAACAUCACAGUCUUCGGAGCCGGUCUCAUGGGUGCCGGUAUCGCACAAGUGCUGGCUCACAAGGGCAAGUUCAACGUCACCCUCUCGGACGUGACUGACAAGGCGCUUGCGAACGGCCAGACUAUCAUCUCCAAGUCGCUCGGUCGCAUUGUCAAAAAGUCCAUGGCUGAGGCCAGCGCUGAAGAGCAGGCUCAGUACGUCAAGGGCAUUGUCGACUCGAUCAAAGUGACCACUGACCCCGAGGCGGCUGUCAAAGAUACUGACUUGGUCAUCGAAGCCAUCAUCGAGAACGUCGGCAUCAAGAAGGAUCUGUUCGGCUUUCUCGACGGCAAGGCCCCCAAGGAUGCACUGUUCGCAUCCAACACCAGUUCGCUUUCCAUCACCGACGUCGCUGAGGCGGUCUCUGCUCAGAGGCAAGAACUAUUCGGAGGCUUCCACGCCUUCAACCCUGUUCCGCAGAUGAAGCUCGUCGAGGUCGUUCGCACCACUAAAACGAGCAACGACACUUUUGACUCCCUCACCGAGGUGGCAAAGCGCAUGGGCAAGACGCCCGUCGCCUGCAUUGACUCGCCCGGUUUCAUCGUAAACCGACUACUUGUCCCUUACAUGCUCGAGGCUAUCCGUCUUGUCGAGCGAGGUGAGGCCACUGCCAAGGAUGUUGACAUUGCCAUGAAGCUUGGUGCUGGAUACCCCAUGGGUCCCUUUGAGCUGGCUGACCUGGUCGGUCUCGACACACUCUCGCACAUCGCCAAGGGCUGGAGGGAGACUCGUGUCAAGACGGGUGAGAUCAAUGCCGACGCCGUCUCGGAGUCCAAGCUGCUCGAAGAUCUGGUCAAGCAGGGAAAGCUUGGCAAAAAGAGUGGUGAGAAGGGUGGCUUCUACGAGUACCCUGCUCCUCCUAAGAAGUAA